This is a messenger RNA of Neltuma alba, 961 nucleotides long. Its product is annotated as rhodanese-like domain-containing protein 10. Gene Ontology annotation, cellular component: chloroplast. Bases 52 to 657 code for a protein of 201 amino acids. The transcript has 2 exons. The record is from RefSeq and is a predicted model, not a curated record. NCBI's taxonomy places the organism in Eukaryota, Viridiplantae, Streptophyta, Magnoliopsida, Fabales, Fabaceae.
UUCCCAAACAAGUCCCUCCCAGAGUUCAGGUCCGUCAAACAGCAAAGAAAGAUGGCUACAGCCAUGAUAAGAGGAACAAGGCUUCAAGUGAUGAAUGCGACGUCGUCCUCUACCGGCAGCAGUGGACGGAAGCUCAUAGAGUCCGGCACGGUGAGGGCGAUACAGGCGAGGGAAGCUUACAAGGCGAUGAGCACAGAGGGGUUUGUGCUGCUGGACGUGAGGCCACCGUGGGAGAGAGAGAAGGCACGUCCCAAGGAGUCAGUGCACGUGCCAAUCUUUGUGGAAGACAAGGAUGAGGGUGUUGUGACUCUGUUAAAGAAAUGGGUUCACUUUGGUUAUAUUGGAUUGUGGACAGGUCAGUACUUGACUACUAUCAACCCAGACUUCCUUGCUCAAGUGGAAAUGGCCAUUCCUAGCAAGAACACUAACAUUCUUGUGGCCUGUGGUGAAGGUCUCAGGUCCAUGAUAGCAUUGUCAAAGCUGUAUGAAGGAAGUUAUAGAAAUCUGGGAUGGCUAGUUGGAGGGUUUAAUCGUUCUAAAGAAGAAGACUUUCCAGAAGUAGAAGGACAGGAAAAGUUGCAGUACGCUACUAUAGGGGGAGUGUCCUACUAUUUUCUUCAGUUGCUCUUACUUCUACAGUCUGUAAAUAAAGGAUAAAUCUCCAUGUGUUGUUCGUAACGUGUGUUCAAGCUCAUCUCUGAUGCCUUUAUAUAUGGCCAACUCUAUGAAAAAUGGGACUGCGUUUGUAGGUUAGCUAAGUGUGAGGAAUUAUAUUAAGACAAACUUAUGGGAUUUUACUCGUUAGGUUUUAAUACUGACUUGAUUUUUUAUGUUGGUAUAAAGUCUACGAUCUCUUGUCUUAAUUAAACAUGUUGCCAAAUGAUUCUUGACAAGAAGUCCCUUGUCUCCAUAAGGCCUCUUCCCCAUAAACACGGUCCAAUAAUGCAAGAAAUUUUCAUUA